GGUUUCUACGUACCUACAUAGAUUAAUUCCUUCACACUUUGUAAUUUUAUUACAACCACGCGCCAUUGAGGGCUACUAUGCCCAUCUCAACCCCAUCACAAUGGCAUCUUCCCAUAGACUAGCCUGGCGUUUCCUCUCCUCGCCAGCUCACCCACUUUCUACCCCCAAACGAAUUCCCUCCCACCUUCGUCCUCGAAUCGCCACACGCCAUGCCUCUACCUCGUCGACAGACUCUCAGCCGAUCUCCCGGUUAAGGCCGUGGCUUUACGCAACUACUGUCGCAGCAACCGGCUACGUAGUAUACGUGUAUACCACCGACACGCGCGCCUUCGUCCACCGCUACGUCGUGCCCCCGCUACUCCGCUUCGUCUACCCAGAUGCCGAGGAAGCGCACAACGCAGCCGUCUACUCCAUGAAGAACCUGUACAGCCUGGGCCUGCACCCACGAGAGCGUUCUCCCGCCGCCGGCACGCCCGAGCUCUCCGUCUCCGUCUUCGGCUCGCAGCUAGCGAACCCCGUCGGCAUAUCAGCGGGGCUGGACAAGCACGCCGAGAUACCAGAUGCGUUAUUCGCGCUGGGCGCUGCCGUGGUCGAGGUCGGCGGCUGCACGCCGCGGCCCCAGGAGGGAAACCCCAAGCCGCGCAUGUUCCGCAUCCCCACUCUCGACGGGCUGAUUAACCGGUACGGGUUGAACUCGCGCGGCGCCGAUAAUAUGGCCAUGCAACUGCGGGACCGGGUUCGGCGAUUCGCGAAGAAGGUCGGGCUCGACGAGGCGAGCGUCCUGGACGGCGAGGCUAAUGUGCCGCCGGGAAGCUUGCUGCCGGGUCGCAUGUUGCUGGUGCAGAUCGCCAAGAACAAGGAGACGGACGAGCGGGACGUGGACGCCGUGAAGAGGGAUUACGUGUAUUGCGUGCAGCGGUUGGCGCCGUACGCGGACGUGCUCGUGGUUAACGUGAGCAGCCCUAACACGCCGGGCUUGCGAGACCUGCAGGCCGUGGAGCCUUUGACGAGGAUACUGGGCGCCGUGGUCGACGAGGCGAAGAAGACGAAUCGGAAGGAGAAACCCAAGGUGAUGGUCAAGGUCUCGCCUGACGAGGAUGAAGAUACCCAGAUGGAAGGCAUCGUGCAGGCGGUGUGGUCGAGUGGCGUUGAUGGAGUUAUUGUAGGAAAUACUACUAAACGCCGGACGGGACUGAUCCCGCCGAGAGUGAAUAUCACGGCAAAGGAACAUGCCACAUUGACGGAGACUGGUGGGUACUCCGGUCCGAUGAUGUUGGACCGGACUGUAGAUUUGGUCAAGCGUUACCGAAGAAUGCUAGAUGGCCGGUCGUUUCAAUCUACUGUGGCCAAGGUGACGGCAGACGAGGCUGCCGAUGCAAGUAUAGCGGCUAUCGAGGGGACUAUCACCGGAUUCUCUGAGAACGAGCCGAAGACUAGCUCCAACCAGCACCCGGAGCAGAAGGUCAUAUUUGCUACCGGUGGAAUUACCAAUGGACGUGGGGCAUUGGAGGUACUGAAUGCCGGCGCAAGUAUUGCCAUGAUCUACACGGGCCUCGUUUACGGGGGCGCUGGAACUGUAACACGUAUGAAGCGGGAAAUGAAGGAGGAAGUGGCGGCGUAAAAGUGAACAUAAGUAGAUGAAAAGGGGCUAGUAAGCGUAUGAGGAUUAUUGUACUACUAUCACCGUACAUGCAUCAUAGACGAUUAGAUGGGAUGGUCUAAAUCAAGAUGGGCCUACAUUGGAACCUAAUUAUGCCGAUUUUAU
Molecule: messenger RNA, 1765 nt
Organism: Annulohypoxylon truncatum
Lineage: Eukaryota; Fungi; Ascomycota; Sordariomycetes; Xylariales; Hypoxylaceae
Product: FMN-linked oxidoreductase
Exons: 1
Coding region: 101-1621 (506 amino acids)
Biological process (GO): pyrimidine ribonucleotide biosynthetic process; 'de novo' pyrimidine nucleobase biosynthetic process
Cellular component (GO): mitochondrial inner membrane; cytoplasm
Molecular function (GO): dihydroorotate dehydrogenase activity
Source: RefSeq, a predicted model, not a curated record